AUGCCACCCGUUGUCUUUGUUUUUCCCUUCAAUAUAAGUACACAUCUCCGCACUGUACUCUCCAUAAAAGAUUUCAACCAAAGAGCGAUCAAUAGGAUAGACGUUGAUGUAGCUACGAUCGACCUCCGAGACUCAAGAAGAGAACCUGUUCUGGAGGAGCUUGAGAAGAUGUGCAUCAUCUGCCAAGACAAAAUCAAUGGAGCAGUGGUUGUGAAUUCGCUGAGGUGCAACCACAUUUUUCAUCGCUUAUGCAUCGUGGGGUGGCUUCGCCAUAACCUAAGUUGUCCAAGAUGUCGGGACACCCAUAUCUAA
Messenger RNA from Eruca vesicaria subsp. sativa (arugula), 312 nucleotides. The record is from the annotation of a GenBank genome assembly. NCBI's taxonomy places the organism in Eukaryota, Viridiplantae, Streptophyta, Magnoliopsida, Brassicales, Brassicaceae.